AUGGGUCAGCAUCAUCUUCUCCAAACAGUUUCAUGGUUAAGUUCGUCGCUGCCCAGGCCAGUACUUUUGACAUCACCAUCGCUCCAGAGGCACCUCAUCAAGAGAUACACUGAGAGCAAGGAGAGCGAUGGACAUGUAAUCGGAGAGAAAGGGAGGUCGACGGCGGAAGAGUUCAGUAGGGUAGCUAAGGAAAAGGCAGAGUCGGUGAGUCGAACUGCUAAGGAAACAUUGGAAGGCGUAAAAGAAGCUAUGGUGGGUUCCACUGACGAUGAAUCCCCGAAGCAGGAAUACAAGAAGCCUGUGGAGAAGGGUAAUUACGACAAUAUGGGUCGCCAGGAUUAGUCAUUAU
Telopea speciosissima is the source of this 349-nucleotide messenger RNA. RefSeq lists its product as uncharacterized. The record is from RefSeq and is a predicted model, not a curated record. Bases 1 to 342 code for a protein of 113 amino acids. NCBI's taxonomy places the organism in Eukaryota, Viridiplantae, Streptophyta, Magnoliopsida, Proteales, Proteaceae. The transcript is spliced from 2 exons.